Messenger RNA from Alligator sinensis (Chinese alligator), 1620 nucleotides. RefSeq lists its product as uncharacterized. NCBI's taxonomy places the organism in Eukaryota, Metazoa, Chordata, Crocodylia, Alligatoridae. Bases 148 to 888 code for a protein of 246 amino acids. The transcript has 2 exons. The record is from RefSeq and is a predicted model, not a curated record.
GUUGAUAGUGAAUGUUCGGUUUCCAGUCGCAGGCUGAAGUAUCAGCGUUAUCCCAAGAAUGCCAGUAUUUUGGUCAAAAGCAUAUUGGAAGGCUAUAAACCUCCUCCACAGGAAAACCGAUGUCUUAUUUCUAACUUGAGUGAGAGGAUGAGGAAACGAAGAACAUUUGCAGAUAAAGAGCUGGAGUGCAUAAUGCUGGAGAGAGAACUUGGGCAGAGAGAACUGGAGGACCCAGCUGGCAUGCACAAUCUCCAGAGACCAAAAGAAGACUGCUUACCAGUCACAGAAACUAAUCUGGGUAGGACUGGACACAGCCAGCCUUGUGACACAUAUUUUAACCAUGAUUUUCUAAAUGUCUGUUUUCCUCUGAUACAUUCAAGCACUACCGUUCUAGAAUACGGGCAUUGCCAUUGUCAGACUCAAGGUUUUUUUCCGUUGAAUGUAAUUACUUUUGCAUCAAGCCAGAUCAAAAGCAGCUCUGUGCAGAAAACUGCCUUGGCCAGGAAUGCUGUGAAAUGGGCAGAAACGUUCAAAGAAGGGGCCUGUGAGUGGAGGGAACUGACUCAGGCCGGUGUCUUUUCCACAGAGCAUAGCACCUUUCAGAGGGAGCUGAGAUCAGAGGCAGAAAAAACGCAAGCGCGUUCUGAAAAAGUUAAGGAGCAUUGUGUAUCCAGCCGCAAUCAGGACAGUAGAUCGCAAGGUUUUAUUGUACAGAACGUCCACAGCGUAGGGGAAAAGCAGAACAUGAACCAACCUGUGAAAAAUAAGCAUGGUGUGGCCAAAGAGACUGUCAGAUACUUGGCUAGACUAUCCCGAGAAUGCGCAUCAGAAACAAAAAUUCAAAAGCAGAGUUUAUCGUUUUCAGUCGAAUCUUUGUUAAAAGGCUAAGCCUGUAUAAAUAACCAUUUAGGGGUGCAGUCUUGCUGCAUUUUCUGCAGUGACCAAAAUCUCACUCCCUCUGACAAGAGUAGGCUUGAGCAUUGAGUGUUUCAGGUAAGAAUUUUUUUUUGUUUCAGGGAAGAACUGUGAGUCUGUCUACACAGCAGACCAUGGCAAAGAUACCAUAUCUAGCUUUAAAUUAACUUGCUUCUGAUACCUGCGUUAUCUAGCUGUGACGGGACAGAGCUUUGUGUAAACUUGAAGUCUCUCCUCCUUUAAAGAAAUACUCGGCAAAUUAGAGGAUGAUGAGAAGUAGGGUAAAUUAGCUUGAAUGAAACUCGCAAUACACUGCAGAUUGUGGGACUGAAUCUGUAACCCUUGUUCUUCUCAGUAGUGCCAGUCAUUUACAGUCUGAUUAUCACGUUGCCAUUUGAAUUCAAUGAAGAACUUCCAUAGACCUGAAUGGGAAUGGACCUGUACCUUCAGAUGUGAUUUACUUGUGAGCGUCACAGAUGCAGGGUCAAACUCUCCUUAUUGAAGAUACGUUACAUUCAAAAGACUGCCAUGAGAUAAUUGAUACUGUAUUAUUUUGGUUAUACCGUAUUUCUAAUGUAAUUUAUGUUGCUUGUUUUUAAAGUAACUGUAGUUUUAAGGUCUUUUUUAUACUGUCAAGAAAAGUGUAGUUUUUAUAAUGCACAUUUUUCUAGCUGAUUGAGGAUAUUUGGCUAUUUUUCAGUUUAA